AUGACGUGUGAUCCGAACGCGACCUCUCUGUUCCUCGUCGUCGACUCCUUGUUCCUUUGUUUCUCGACCACUUUCGUAAUUCGCCGUCGUGGCCACGAUCCUUCUCUCGCCAAUGUCGCUUCUUUCCUCCAGGAGUACAAGCUUCUGGUCAUUGGUCUGACAAGAGUCGAUGCCCGACAAGGGUCUUGUGACGAAACCUCGAUCAUGGCCAAUAUCGAAGUCUGUGAAGGGGCUCGUCGUGGCUUGGUGGUAAUUCUCGAUGCUGAUGGCCGUGCUGCUGAGCGCUUGAGUUCAGCAGAGCUAUACCUGUCAGUCCUCAUUCAACCUCCAGAAACUCAUGAGCAGGGAAAGCCUGGAACAAAUACCGUCGUGACGGAACUUUGGAUGCUGGAAGAGAUCUAA
Messenger RNA from Aureobasidium subglaciale EXF-2481, 402 nucleotides. RefSeq lists its product as uncharacterized. The record is from RefSeq and is a predicted model, not a curated record. The transcript has a single exon. NCBI's taxonomy places the organism in Eukaryota, Fungi, Ascomycota, Dothideomycetes, Dothideales, Saccotheciaceae. Bases 1 to 402 code for a protein of 133 amino acids.